GGUGACGAGCAACGUGCGGCGUUCGAACGAGUCAAGGCGGUUCUAAUCAGCAAGCCGUUGUUGGUGUAUCCGGACUUCCAGUUGCCUUUCACGUUGGUAACGGACGCGAGUAAGGUUGAGUUAGGGGCGGUGCUAAUGCAGGACCAGGGCCACGGCUUACAACCCGUGAGCUAUGCGAGCAAGGUGGCGAGCGAGACGGAGGCGAAUUACGGAAUUACAGAAUUGGAGUGUCUGGCGGUGGUGUGGGCUAUUAAGCUCAACCGUCCCUAUCUCUACGGGCGGCGGUUUACGAUCGUUACGGAUCACUCAGCGUUGAAGUGGCUCAUGACGAGUCCUAAUCUAGCGGGGAAUCUCCACCGUUGGGCCCUGACUUUGCAGGAGUUCGACUUUGAAGUCCAGUACCGGCCGGGCAGCACCAAUGUGGUGGCGGAUGCGUUGUCACGAGCACCGGUGGUGGCGACGGUACGAGCGGCGGUUGGACGGCGACGGCGUCGGCGGCGGGUGAUCCGUGCAUCAGAACGGAAGGCACGACCCCCGGACGGCGGAAAAACAACACGAGAGCAAGUUGCACCUGACGCGGCAGACUCUACGACCAACAGCAUCGUACGUGACACGAGCCAGACGGACCACAAGGGUUCAGACGAACAGGACGACGAGGAUGAGGGCGGAACGCCGAACGAGAACAAUACGGUGGACGUGUCAGUGGACGAUCACAUAGACGGCGAUACAUUGCGCUUCGGUACGAGCAGUGACGCGACGGACCUGAAUGGCGCGGGUUCGGGUGAUGCGAUGCCUGGUGAGACUAACGUGGCAGAAAGGCGCAACUGGGGGACGGCGAUCGAUCUUGGUGAUACCAGGAGCGAAACGACGCAGCACGAAGACGGCAACAUGGGCGGCAUUUCCAAACUCGAUGCGAGCCAUGAGACUCGAGAGGUGCAGGCGGAGUACGUGAAGGCUUCAACGGAUGACGAGGAACAGGAUGGUGAUGACGAUGCUAAUGUGGUAAAGCCGACGGCAACAUCGCGACCCAUGCCCCAGGCGACGGCGACUUCACACGCGGCAAUACAGGAAGCGGAACGGUUGCGUGCUGUAGCUGAAGCACGAAGGACCGCACAAGAACCGACACUGCAACUGACGGAUGCGGAUAUUGUCACAGCGCAGAACAAGAGUCGGAUGGUGCAACGGCUAGUUGAUGCGAAGGAGUACCGAGGCAAGGAGGUGAGACUGUCUUUUGGACUCGCGGUGAUAGAGACUACAGCAGGGUCUCAUGUGGCUGGCCCCUUACCAACAACGGACGGUGGCAAACGAUUCGUGGUGGCUGCAGUAGAAUAUGUGACUCGAUACGCAGUCGCAGCAACGGUGAAGCAACACACGGCGAAUAUGGUGGCAGAAUUUCUAAUGCGGAACGUUGUGCUCAAGUUCGGGCCUUUUCGCGAAUUAUUGACGGAUGGAGCGCCGGAAUUGACGGGCCACGUGAUUGAGGAAUUGGUGGAGCUGCUACAAGCGCAUCAGAAGAACCCGGUGCCCUACAGACCCCAAAUGAUAGGCCUGAGAGAUUGGGAUCAAUGGGCGGAUUUCGCGGUCUACGCCUACAAUUCGGGACGGCACUCUACGGUGAUGUUGACUCCGAACAAAUUAAUGAUAGGGAGGCGUCUCAAGAGUCCUAACGAGCUACUACGGGCAACGAGUCGAGACGAAGUUGCUGACGUGAGCGAAUACCACAAUAAAUUGGUGGCGACUUUGGAGAUCAGUCAUAAAGAAGCGGAACGAGCUCGAGAACGCGAGCAGCGGCGUCAAGCAAAGUAUUACGGGCGUCGAGUGAGGGGUAAACGAACGUUCAACGAAGGUGAUCGAGUUUGGAUGUUCAAACCUCCCCGAGGCCCGAAGGCGUCUAAAUUUGUCCACCAGUGGCUGGGACCGUUGCGGAUUGUGGAAGCUGCAGGUUUCGACAACUACUUGCUAGAGCGUGAGGACACGGAGAUACCAGAGAAGGUUAUUGCCACGCGUCUUUCUUGGUGUCUUAUCACCAUCCUACGGAAUUCCUACGAGAAGCGGCUGCGGACAUUGAGGCGGAGCUGGAACAGGAGAAUGCGCUCGGCAACGUGGAGCCUGCGUCGGCGACAGAAGCGGCUACCGGAUCAGCGACGGCAGCCGUACGUGCAACAGCGACGGCAAGAGGCGAGAAACGAGGUCGAAGCGCAGUGGAGGACGAAGGAAUGGACAGAGAACCGGGCGAGCGAGUGGUGGAACUACGACGGCGACGACGACGUAACGAAGCAGGACAGUAUGUCCUCGAGUUCGAAGUACGACCAGUACGAGCCGGCGUUAAUGGGCAGGACGAGACGGAUGACGGGCGACGGUGGUUGUCGAUACACGAGUACGAGCGGCGACACCGACUCGGAGGCGUCGUGGAAGACUCCAAGAGUGGGGAAGUCGUGUAGCGGAUAUGAAGUCGCAGCGGUGACGGAGAUCCGUUUGAACAAUUGGAAGAUGAAGAACGAGAUUGGGAACCUGGCGCACGAGGAGAUCCUGACGAAGAGUGGCCAGGCGGUGAGGUCCGUGAGGGGCUGA
Messenger RNA from Phytophthora megakarya, 2571 nucleotides. Lineage: Eukaryota; Oomycota; Peronosporomycetes; Peronosporales; Peronosporaceae. The record is from the annotation of a GenBank genome assembly.